Messenger RNA from Haliotis rufescens (red abalone), 6002 nucleotides. Its product is annotated as ankyrin-3-like. Bases 1311 to 4466 code for a protein of 1051 amino acids. The record is from RefSeq and is a predicted model, not a curated record. Gene Ontology annotation, molecular function: protein binding. The transcript is spliced from 6 exons. NCBI's taxonomy places the organism in Eukaryota, Metazoa, Mollusca, Gastropoda, Lepetellida, Haliotidae.
AUGUGACUUUUAGGUCAAGGUAACCUGGUAUUUCAACGAAAGCAGGUCUCAUUUCCGCGAACUGCGUCUGACGGACAGACUGUGUAUUCUCGUUGUUGUCAGUGCAGUUGUGUUUCUCUGGUAGACCUAUGAUAGCUAGAUGGGUUUAUAUCCGCUGCAUACAUCCACUACCAACAAUGGCAGAAAGUGGGGGCAGCGGUCCUAAUGAUAGUGAUCAGGAUCAACCUUCAGGAUAUGAAGACACAACUGGAGGGUCAGUCAUGCUAUCUCAAACAGACAAUGGUCAGUCAGAGGAUACAGCACACCCUGUACGACGGAGGAUAACAUAUGUCGAGAACAUUGGGCCUCGAGAGAUCAACCGUGAAGAAAUACAGCAACCACUGGCAGAAUGCUCAUUGGCGUCAAUUCCCGAUGGUGUACAUUUUGAAAAUUUGAACAUUGUGAACUUUAUUGGCAACCUGAACAUUUCACAAGGGACAACUGUCAGCGGUGAUGGUGAACUUCCAGAUAUGGUUAAUGAGAGGUUGAAAUCUGCAAAAGACAUCUUUGUAAAAACGGAUGCUUACCUGAAUGUUUGUGAUGCUCUGGCUCACCAUGGACAUGUUCUCAUUACUGGAUCACCGGGAUCAGGAAAAACAACUAUGGCUCUUUACAUAAUGGGUACAUACAGAAAGCAGAAAUACAAGGUGAAAUUUGUGGAUGAAGUGACAAGUUUUAAAGUUGAAGAAUACGUCAAUUUGAGUGAACCAACAUUGCUUGUUCUUGAUGACGUGUUUGGUAGAUUUUCUCCAACAUCAGAAAUUAGGGUUCGCUGUACAAAUAUAUUCAAUUAUUUGGAAACACACUUCAAACGGUUAGAUGAAAAGAGGACUAAAAGACAAAUUGGAGAUAAAUAUAAAAGUGAUGACAUCUCAGGAAAUCUCAAAAUUAUCAUGUGCAGUAGGACAAACAUUUCCAAACACCCCAUUGUCUCCACGAUGUUACAGAAAUACAGAACAUCCUUGUUUAGAUUCAGCACUAUUGCCGAUCUAACCAUAACAGAGUUGAAAGAUCGUGAAAAAGAAAACAUACUUCGCAAACAUGUGAGAAAAGGGUGCAUAAGCGUUACUUCUGUCGAUGUAGAACACAUCGCACAUUUAAAAUACAGGACACUGGGAUUUCCAUAUAUCUGUCAGUUGUUUGUGGACAAUUGGUCUUCACAGGAAUAGGCCGUGCAAUUCUUCAAGGAGCCCUGGACGUAUUUACAUGACUUAAUAAGCAACAUAUUCAUCUCCGAGGAUCCAAACUACGGAGCAGCUGUGCUCCUGCUUAUGGUGCUCAAUGAUGGAACACUGAACUUGAUCAAUUUGUUGAGUGCUGAAAAGCGAAAAAGUAGUGGACUUGAGAAGAAGCUAUCCAGUGUACAAGAAAUACUGCCGGAUAUUCUUCAUCCUCAUCGUUUAAGCGAAGCUGCCAAAAACGAAAUUCGUACGCUUUUGGUAUCUGACAAAAACUGCAUCAAGUUUAGUCAUCCGACUAUCCAUGAUGUUGUGUCAUUUGUUGUGGGGGACAUGAACCCUGUCUUCAUUCUUGAAAACUGCAGUCUCAAGUUCAUCAUUGAAAGGACAAAGGUUUCAGAAGACUACAUGACUGAGGCUCCCAGUGGUGGGUAUGUCACCAGCUUCAUGAUAUACCUUAAACAAGAUGCUGCCAUGGUGCUUGUGGAGAGACUUGCUCGGGAGAUUACUGAUGGUCAUAUUGCUCUUUCUUUGUCACAUCAGUGUCUCAUGUUAGAAAGCAUGGUGGACUGUCUAUUUUCAAAUCUUUCAAGACGUGAGAACUUUGAAGGAGUUUUGCAUUCCCAUGACAGGGGUUAUGGCCUUGGAUUCUUAUACUGGUCAUCGUUUGCUAGCAUUGGUCCUGUGAGCAAAUCUUUGUUUCAGCAUACUUCAUUUGAAGUUUCUGAAAUCCUUGAAGGAUAUCUAGGUUGUUGCUUGAGUGGGAAUGUUUCUUCUCUGCAGGUACUUGUUGCUAAAUCAGAUUUUUUUUAUGACCAAAUAGCAACAGUCAGUGUUGGGGAUAUCCUGGGUAUAAGAAAAGAAACAAGGCAAUUUGUACGCAGCCUAUCCACAGCAUGCAGCCCCACUAAAACUGAUGUAGGUCCCGAGAAAGUAACCCCCCGCAUGCAUGGGGACAACAAAGAUAAGUUGAUUCAUAUUGCAGCUGCAAAUGGAUUCACUCAAAUUGUAGAACUACUCCUUGAUACGGUUUGUACACCAAUUGACGUCAAGGGAGGCAAUGACAUGACAGCACUCAUGUAUUCAAGCUACCUUGGUCAUACUGACUUAGCUGUAACAUUGCUCAAACGAGGGGCCAAUCCGGAAUUGUUGGACGAAGAAGGUGACAACUGCCUUCACCUUACAUGUCGAGGGGGGUCUGUUGACUUAGCUAAAUCCCUAAUUGCAGAAACGUUGGAUGUCAACAAACGUGGUGAACAUGGACGCACGCCACUGAUGUAUGCCUCAUACAAUGGGCAUGAGGAUAUUGUGAAGCUCUUAUUGGAGAAGGGAGCAUUGCCAAAUCCUGAUGUAUCAUCUAUUGACCAAAAAGACAACUGUCUUCAUCUUGCAUGUGUGAAGGGUGAAAUAAGAAUUGUUCAGAUUCUUCUUGAUGAAGGCAAAAUGGACAUUGAAGUGACGGGUCAGCGAAACAGAACCCCAUUGAUGUAUGCUUGCAGGAAUGGGCAGUUUGAAACUGCCAAGAAACUAGUAGCCAGGCAUGCAAAUACCAGUGUCUUGGAUGAAACAAGCUUUUCUUGCCUACAUCUUGCAGCGAUGAAAGGGCAUGUUCCCACAGCUGAAUGGCUCCUUUCCUUAAAUCCAGGAAUCGUUGUUGAUUGUACUAAUGAUACAGGGCGAACACCUUUGAUGUUUGCAUUGCAGAAUGGCCAUGCUGACAUGGUAGACUGGCUUAUUGAACAUGGUUCUGACAUAGCUCUAAAAGAUCAUUCAAUGGUCUCAUGUGUGCAUAUGGCUGUACAAUCCGGGAGAUUGCCUUUGGUUGAACUUUGCCUGGAAAAAGGUCAAAAUGUCAACUCAUGUUCAAAUAGUUACCAAACCCCAGUCAUGCGUGCUUGCAAACAAGGGGAUUUGAACCUUGUUAAAUGUUUGGUGGCGAAAGACGCCAAUGUCAAUUUGGGAAAUGGUUGCCUUAAUGCUGCUUGCAUUGGGGGUAGCCUUGAAAUGGUUGAGUAUCUUAUAUCAACUUUUCCAAAAAUAGACAUCAACAAAUGCGGCCCAAAAAAUAGAACACCGGUUAUGACAGCAUGUUUUCAUGGUCACACUGAUAUUGUGGAGUAUUUGCAGUCAAAAGGUGCAGACAUCUUAGCAAAAGAUAAGUUCGAACAGACGUGUCUUCAUGUGGCAUGUCGCAGUGGCCACGUGGAAAUAGCAGAGCGGUUGUUGGAGAUAAUUCCCAUUGAUGACAUUGACUGCAAUGGCAUGACACCCUUGAUGUUUGCAGUUAAAUCCAAAUGCUUUGAUAUGGUUGACUUCCUUGUUGAACAUGGUGCAAACAUGAAUAUUCGAAACAAUCAUGGGCAAACAACCCUCCACACUUCAGCAUGGUUUGGAAAUGCAUUGGGUUGUGCCAAACUCCUUGAUUUGGGCAUGUUUGUUGAUAUUCGUGAUUCUACCAACAGAACCCCUCUCAUGUGUGUAUCCAAGAACAGAGAUGAUCGAAGUGAAGUUGUCAACAUUCUUGUUGAAAGAGACGCAGACAUCAACGUGAGCGAUGAAAAUGGUGACGUGUGCCUGCACAUUGCCGCAAAAUCUGGUGGUCACACUGCCACCUCAGAAUAUCUUUUGGACAGUGGUUUGGAUAUCAACACCAAAGGUUCACAUGACUAUACUCCAAUCAUGUCUGCUUGCAGGAGUGGUAACAAGGAGCAAUUUGACCUACUGCUUGUUAAAGGUGCUGAUCUGCACUGCUUAACCGAUCAUGGCGCCAGUUGUUUGCAUUUAGCAUGCAUGUCAGACACCAAUGACACACAUAUUCCAAAUGAAUUACUUGAUCAUGGACUAAAUAUUGAUAAAGAGGAUGAUGACAACAUGACCCCAGUCAUGUAUGCCAUCAGCAAGGACAACGUGAACAUUUUGAGCCUCUUGCUGUCCCGAAAUGCUUCUGUCAGUACAUUGGACAGCAGUGGCACCAAGUCUAAUUUGCUGCAUUAUGCAUGUGAUAUCCAAGAUAUCAGCAUAGAGACACACAAACUGCUCCUUGAAAGGGGUCUCCAUGUCAAUGCUCCGAAUACGCUUGGUGUGACGCCAUUGAUGUGUGCUGCAAGACAAGGAAAUCGGGCAGUGGUAGACUUAUUGAUAAGUGCAGGAGCGAACCGAAAAGCAAUUGACCUGAAUGGCCAUGAUUGUAUCAGUCAUGCUGAAACUCAUGGACAUUGUGAACUUGGUGAUUAUUUGUCUCAAAUAUGAAUGACGUAUGUGUAUGUCCAAAGUCCAGGGUGAAACAAGGUUUACCUCUUGCAGUGAUGAAAGGGCACGUGUUAUUUCCUUAAGUCUAGGAAUCAUUGUUGACAGCGUAAAUACUAGAUGAGCAACCUUGAUACAUUGCAUUGCUGUUAAAAACUGUUUAAAUACUACAUGCAUCAUAUAGCUGUAACACCUGUGACAUGGUCCAUACUUGAAAUACGCUUUGAAAACAUCAACACAGCUUCAUGUCCUGGAUUCAUUCAAGUUUAAUGUUGUGUUUAGAAUGGUAAUAUGCAAACUUGUCAGACACCAAUGCAUCAUAUUUCAAAUGAACUACUUAAUCACCGGUUUUGAUAUCAACACAAGAGGUGAAAAUGGACUUACUCCAUAUUGAGUCUGCUAAAAGAGGCGCAAUGGAGAAAAUAAUUUGAAUAGCAAUAAUGCUAGGAAAAUGCUUCAUUGUUGCAUGAUCGUGACUCUUUUACAUCUAUCCCGAAGGAUGAUGAACAACAAAUGGAGAUGCAAAACCUGUUUACUGUUUAAGCUAAAUAACAAUGCUUUAACUUUUAAUACCAGAUUUUAGUUACAUGACUUGACAUUGUUGUAGACAAGGUAUGGACGUAUUGAAGUUGGAGAUUCACUAUAUUUAUAUCUCAUGUACAAAAACUUAAAUCUAUGACUCAAGCCUCUUUACUUACUUCAUCUCAAUUUCACCCACAAAAUAUAAAAUAUGAUGUAUGUAUUUUCAACCAAUAUGUCGUGGCUAAACAGUUAAUCUCCACAAUAUCUUUUGAGCGGUUUUGGUAUCAAUACAAUCAAUAUCAGUAUGUGCAAUACAAAAGCAAACUAGCAUCAAAAGCAUCACUCAAUGUACAUGUAUCCAUCUGUCAGAGCAAACCUGCUAGGUGUUUUUAUUCCUCUGGACUACACUUUACUCAAUUCAAACAGAAACAACUACCUGCUUUCAUAGCUACUGAUGGUGUUAGAGACGAUUUAACACCACCAUACUUGUAUCUGAAUACAGUCAAAAUUCAAGCUUAUCUGGACAUGAUUUUAAAUCUUGUUUAAAUCUCAAGUUAUCUUUUUGUGAGCUCUGGUAGUCUAGCGGUGCCUGAACUCACUAUUUACAAAGCAAAGCUAUCCAAAUGUUUUGAACAAUGUUCACGUGUAUGUAUUUUAUAUGUGUAUAUUAUGCGUAGAUCUAAUUAUGAAACAGACGGCGGUCUGUAAAUUAUCGAGUCUGGACCAGACAAUCCAAUGAUUGAUAUCAUGAGCAUCGAUCAACGCAAUUGGGAUCGAUGACAUGCUUCAACCAUGUCAGCGAGCCUGACCACCCGAUCCCGUUAGUCGCCUCUUACAACAAGCACGGUCGCCUUUUACGGCAAGCAUGAGUUGCUGAAGAUCUAUCCUACCCCGGAUCUUCACGGUUCGUUUUAAUACGGGUCGUUAAGUUCGAAAAGGAAUAAUUAUCCCUUGAUGUACUUGUACCAUCAUUGUUAUUUUGUAAGUGUGUCAGAAUAAAGUUAUGUUCUUUGUUUA